CAUUUUAUUUCGUUUGAGGAUGCGCUCGCGCCUGUUACUCCUGCUGAAACGCUGCUCCGCCUGGACGCGGCACUGGCUGCUGGUCAUUGGCUGCCUUCUUCUGCGGCUACUCCGCGCUGUGAGCGCUCGUCUGCGGGAUGUUACGGCCCAGGCGGGCGACGAGACCAGCUUGCUGGCCAUACGCCUGACGGUCAAUCGCGGCCUGCACAUGGCCGAGCGCUUACUCUGGUUCCUGGUGAUCUUGGGCAGCGUCUUUGCUGUCUACAUGCUCAGCGAGGUGCAGAUAGCGAGGUAUCUGACCUCGCCCACGGUCAUCUCGGUGGAUCGCGAUUAUCGGGGCUGGAAUGGUUCGCUGCCAGCGGUUACGCUGUGCUAUUAUGAUCACAUCGAUUCGUUCAAGGCCAACAAGCUGAUACAGGAGGCGUGGAAUGUGUCCAUCAUUGAUGAGGACUACUUUUAUAUCAUGGACUUUCUCUAUGCGGUCGUCAAUGCCACCGCCAGCAACUACGCGGAGCUCACCAAGUUUGCGAGCGACGAGCGCUUCGAUCAGAUUGAUUUGUACGACAUAAUUCAGACCAUUAACCGACCCUUCGAGCAGGUCAUCAGCAGCUUUGAUGCCAACUUCAAGGUCCAUGUGCAGAUGGUCAUGACGGAGCGCGGCUCCUGCUAUGCCAUCAACUCACCCAUGUCCGCGGUGCUGGGCAAGAAACCCGUGCAGUACGAGCAGCUGCAGGAGCCGCUCACCUGCCAAUACGGCAAGCAACAGUGCUAUAUAAGCAUGGAUCUCUACGAGAGCACGGGCGUGCUGGAUGUGCACUCACCCUAUGAGGUGUCCGCCACGGAGGCCAACAUUGUCGCUCUGCACAAGUCGGAUGAAAUAACGGCCUCGUUUAAGGUGCUCGAGACGGUAGCUUCGAAGAACCUGCGGGAGCUUAGCGUGGAGCAGCGCAAGUGCGUUUUCAAUGACGAGGAAACCUCCAAUCUCAAGAUCUAUAGCAAGUCGUUGUGCCUGGCACGCUGUCGCGCCAUCAUGGCGCUGGAAAUGUGCAACUGUGUGCCCUUCUUCUAUCCGUUUGUGGAGGGACCCAGCUGCAAUCCGGCGGGCUUUGAGUGCCUGCUGGAUUUUAAGUGGCCCAUCUGGGCGCUGCACAUUUGCAAGUGUCCAUCGACCUGCACGGAAAUCGAGUACACCAUGCAGACGAUGAAGAAGAGCUCGUGGGGCAUGAAAAACAACGAGGAGGCGGCGAGCGUUGAGACGGCCACUUCAAGCUUUCGCUGGGAUCUGAUACCACCCAAGGUGCGCUUUCGGCGGGAUGUCGUUUUCAGUUUUGAGGAUCUGAUUGUAUCCUUUGGCGGUGUUCUGGCCCUCUUUGUCGGCGUCAGCGUCAUGGGUCUGGUGCAAAUGGGCUAUGUUAUCGUCUUCAAUGUUUUGCUGGACAUAUUUAAAUUGCUGCGCUUCAUCCACUUGCAUUUGCGGGCACGUUGUCGCCGCCCCACCAAGCUACCCAAACAUUCCAUUCACAGUCAGAGCAAUGUUUCAAGGGCGGAAACAGCAGAGCUGCCGUUGUUUGAAUAUGUUAACUAAUUUUUAAUGAACAGAAAAACGUUUUAGCUACACA
Drosophila virilis is the source of this 1619-nucleotide messenger RNA. It is a transcript of the gene ppk3, whose product is annotated as pickpocket 3. Gene Ontology annotation, biological process: sodium ion transmembrane transport. Gene Ontology annotation, molecular function: ligand-gated sodium channel activity. Gene Ontology annotation, cellular component: plasma membrane. The record is from RefSeq and is a predicted model, not a curated record. NCBI's taxonomy places the organism in Eukaryota, Metazoa, Arthropoda, Insecta, Diptera, Drosophilidae.